Messenger RNA from Aspergillus japonicus CBS 114.51, 1054 nucleotides. Its product is annotated as SDR family oxidoreductase. The coding region runs from base 167 to 967 and encodes 266 amino acids. The transcript has a single exon. NCBI's taxonomy places the organism in Eukaryota, Fungi, Ascomycota, Eurotiomycetes, Eurotiales, Aspergillaceae. The record is from RefSeq and is a predicted model, not a curated record. Gene Ontology annotation, molecular function: oxidoreductase activity, acting on NAD(P)H, oxygen as acceptor. Gene Ontology annotation, cellular component: intracellular anatomical structure.
CUCUCUCGUAUUUAUAUCCCCUCCUUUUCCCCUGUUGCUCUUUUCCCAGAAUCAUUCAAAUCCAACUCUUCCAAACUCAAUUCCAUUCAUCCAUCCAUCCAAAACUCUCUCUCUCUCUUACCUUCGACCUCCUUACAUAAAUCAAACCCCCUCCACCACCACCAAAAUGCCCAUCCCCGUCCCCAGCGCCAACAGCCUCCAAGACCUCUUCAGCCUCAAGGGCAAGGUCGUGAUCAUCACCGGUGCCUCCGGCCCGCGCGGCAUGGGCAUCGAGGCCGCGCGCGGCUGCGCCGAGAUGGGCGCCGACGUCGCCAUCACCUACGCCUCGCGCCCGGAGGGCGGCGAGAAGAACGCCGCCGAGCUGUCCAAGACCUACGGCGUCAAGGCCAAGGCCUACAAGUGCGACGUGGGCAACUACGACAGCGUGCAGAAGCUGGUCGAUGAUGUGAUCCAGGACUUCGGCAAGGUCGACGCCUUCAUCGCCAACGCCGGCCGCACCGCCAACAGCGGCAUCCUCGACGGCUCCGUCCAGGACUGGGAGGAGGUCAUCCAGACCGACCUCAACGGCACCUUCCACUGCGCCAAGGCGAUCGGCCCCCACUUCAAGAAGCAGGGCAAGGGCAGCUUCGUGAUUACGUCGAGCAUGUCCGGCCACAUCGCCAACUUCCCCCAGGAGCAGACCUCCUACAACGUUGCCAAGGCCGGCUGCAUCCACAUGGCCAAGUCGCUGGCCAACGAGUGGCGUGACUUUGCCCGCGUCAACAGCAUCUCCCCCGGUUACAUCGACACCGGUCUCUCCGAUUUCGUCGACAAGAAGGUCCAGGACCUGUGGAUGUCCAUGAUCCCCAUGGGCCGCAACGGUGAUGCCAAGGAGUUGAAGGGUGCCUAUGUCUACCUCGUCAGCGAUGCGAGCUCGUACACGACUGGUGCCGAUUUGUUGAUUGACGGAGGUUACUGCGUGCGGUAAAUGUAUCCCUGGUGGAUAUAAAUAGAGAUACCUACCUAGCUUUUUUGAUGAGGUUAUAAUGAUAAUGUCAGGAACGUUUCAUGAUGA